UCCCUCCAUCCGGCAUCCACUUUCUCAUUUCUUCCCUUCAUUACUGAUUCCCAACAACACCAGAACCUUGCAUCCAUUAUCAUCAACUUCUUUCCUCCUUCCAAUCGUUCCCUUCAGCAAAGCCUUCCGCCAUCAUCGUCAUCAUUAAAGAAGCCGCUCCAUCUAUCUCCGAGAGUCAUUAUUGCCACCGCCAGCAACAGGAGGAGGAGGCUAACGAAAGCUCUAGCACUCGUCCCAUGCGUCAUCUUCCCCGCCGCAUCGCCGGCCACAUCACCGAUCAUUGCCAUUUCCGGAGAAACGCCACACUACUAACUAGUGUCGAUUCCAUUCAUGUCUUCCACUCCCUGUAGAGACUAGUAAGUACGGGGGAUUGAAUGACAAUUUAAGCAAGGAUGUGAAGGUCCCACUGACGGGAAUCUAGGUCUAGGCACGCACACGUGGUCGUAGAGGAGGAGCUAGGGAGCAUCCAGUCGAGGAGCAUCCAGUGAGAGAGCAGGCUACCAGAGGAGGACCACGUGAGCACUUCUGAAGAUGUCUGACCACGGAUCGGAGUAAGCAGCAUUUGUAAUCUUUAGUUAUUUGCUUUAUGAUUAUGAGUAAUGACUGGAGAUUUAAAAGGAUAAGACUUUAUGGAUUGAGGUUUGCCCAAAUGUUAGGGCUUUGCUUUUAAAUUAUAAGGUGUAUUUUCAGCAUUGGCAUUUCGAGCACAUUAUUGUUUCUUUCUUUCAAAAAUCUUAAAUAUGCUCCGGAGC
Linum tenue is the source of this 752-nucleotide messenger RNA. The record is from the annotation of a GenBank genome assembly. NCBI's taxonomy places the organism in Eukaryota, Viridiplantae, Streptophyta, Magnoliopsida, Malpighiales, Linaceae.